Monodelphis domestica (gray short-tailed opossum) is the source of this 613-nucleotide messenger RNA. It is a transcript of the gene COX19, whose product is annotated as cytochrome c oxidase assembly factor COX19. Gene Ontology annotation, cellular component: mitochondrial intermembrane space. The record is from RefSeq and is a predicted model, not a curated record. Gene Ontology annotation, biological process: mitochondrial respiratory chain complex IV assembly. Lineage: Eukaryota; Metazoa; Chordata; Mammalia; Didelphimorphia; Didelphidae.
CGUUGGGGGAGGAAAGGGAGGAGAAAAGGGGAGGGCGCUGAGGGAGGCGGAGGCAGGCUGCACGCAUUGAUUGGUCCCGCUCGAUCAUCUCGACGCUCAGCUGAGGCUGCGUAGCCUGUUCGUCCACUUCCUGCUCAGCGUUUCACGGCUGCCUGGCACGCUGUGCUGUGAUUAGUAGCCUUUAGUCACCAUGUCUACGGCUAUGAACUUCGGGACCAAGAGUUUCCAGCCUCGGCCCCCAGAUAAAGGCAGUUUCCCGCUGGACCAUUUCGGUGAAUGUAAAGCUUUUAAAGAAAAAUUCAUGAAGUGUCUUCGUGAUAAUAAUUUUGAAAAUACUUUGUGCAGAAAGGAAUCAAAAGAAUAUUUGGAAUGCAGAAUGGAGAGGCAAUUAAUGGCUCAAGAAUCACUGGGAAAACUGGGAUUUAGAGAUCUAAUGGAUGAAGAAUCAGAAACAAAAAAGAACUCAUAAUGGGAAGAAGACAAUAGAACUGCAUCUUACAGGAAUCCUUUGUCAUAGUACAUAUUGUACUUUCUCUCUCUUAAGUGUUCCUGUCAUGUGUAAGAGAUUAAUAUUUGCCUGUCAUCGACAUUAAAAUAUUACUUGGGAAAGGUG